AUGAGCGCCAUGGAAGACAAAAUCCUGUGGAUUGGAGGCACUUCGAGCCUGACCCGGACAUUUGUCAACUGUCAGUUGUUGAACCCCAAGAGAUUGGUACUGGUUGGUCUGGAAUCACGAGCGCCCGAUUGGAUACCCCCGUCUUCUCGAUACAUCAGCUUCAACUUGGCCACUGCCACUGAUGAACAAGCCAGAGAUCUGGUUCAGUCCAUUAUUAAUGACGUUUCCUGUAUCGUUAUUGGUGUACGCCCUCUCUUGUUCGCACCCUACACUCAAACUGAUCUGCCACAAAGAAUGCUACAAGGUGUUGAGAAGUUGCUAGAGCAAGCAUGCCACCAAGAAGCUUCCAAGCUCAAGUUGGUGUUGCAUGUGUCUUCUGUGGCGGCAAUGGACCAUCUGAGAACGCAGCAUUUUGUCUCGGAAGCAGAGGAUUAUCCACCAAUAGUCGAAUACAAGGCUUCCUAUGACAAAUUCAAGAGACUCUGUGAAGAACGCAUCACCAGUAUUGUCGACAAAGCCAAUCAAGGUAGAAAUACGGCAAAAAUAUUGGUUUGCAACUUCCGAAUCAGUGCCAUUUUCUCGGAUGAAACAUCCUGUUUUCAGUGCACUGCCAUAAAUCUACAAGCUCGUGUGAGUUGCUAUGUAGAUCAUAAAAUUGAUUGCAAUUCGAGUGUCAACGUUUCCAGAGCCAUGUAUGCUGUGAUGGAAAGAGCCUCAUCCAACAACCAAGAAGGAACCAACAAAAAGAUUCAGCCAGUUUACUACUACACCAGACCACUUUCCUUGAAACAACCAGUUGCCUGGGGCUACUAUUUGCAAUUAUUCCGCAGAGUGCAUCAAAUGGAGUACACUUCCAUCUGGAUUCCCGUAGAUAUUGGCUAA
Seminavis robusta is the source of this 882-nucleotide messenger RNA. Lineage: Eukaryota; Bacillariophyta; Bacillariophyceae; Naviculales; Naviculaceae. The record is from the annotation of a GenBank genome assembly.